AACAGAGGAAGGAUGGCCUUGCUGUGCCCUGGGGGUUGUGAUGGGCUCCUCUUGGCAUCUGUAUUGGUGCUGCAAUGCUGGGCUGAAAACAACUCGGCUAGAGUCUCAUUCUGAAAUGGGAAGUACUGAAAUUCUGGAAAAGGAGGCCCCAGAAAGUCUUAGUAAUGGCACCAGCAGCAACGUGGAAGCAGCCAAAAGGUUGGCCAAACGCCUUUAUCAACUGGACAGAUUCAAAAGAUCAGAUGUUGCAAAACACCUAGGCAAGAACAAUGAAUUUAGCAGGCUAGUUGCAGAAGAAUAUCUGAAGUUUUUUGAUUUUACAGGAAUGACGCUGGAUCAGUCUCUCAGGUAUUUCUUUAAAGCAUUUUCUCUUGUGGGAGAAACUCAAGAACGAGAGAGAGUUUUAAUACACUUCUCCAAUAGAUAUUUUUAUUGUAACCCGGAUACCAUUGCUUCACAAGAUGGAGUCCAUUGCCUUACCUGUGCAAUAAUGCUUCUUAAUACUGAUCUACAUGGUCAUAAUAUUGGAAAGAAGAUGACCUGCCAAGAGUUCAUUGCAAAUCUCCAAGGAGUAAAUGAGGGUGUUGAUUUUUCCAAGGAUCUGCUGAAAGCUCUGUACAACUCAAUCAAGAAUGAGAAGCUUGAAUGGGCAGUAGAUGAUGAAGAGAAAAAAAAAUCUCCCUCAGAAGGUACUGAUGAGAAGGCUAAUGGAACACAUCCAAAGACCAUCAGUCGUAUCGGGAGUACUACCAACCCAUUUUUGGACAUUCCUCAUGACCCAAAUGCUUCUGUGUACAAAAGUGGAUUCCUGGCUCGGAAAAUUCAUGCAGAUAUGGAUGGAAAGAAGACUCCAAGAGGAAAGCGUGGAUGGAAAACCUUUUAUGCUGUAUUGAAAGGAACAGUUCUUUACCUGCAAAAGGAUGAAUAUAAGCCAGAAAAGGCCCUGUCUGAAGAGGACUUGAAGAACGCUGUGAGUGUGCACCACGCACUGGCAUCCAAGGCCACAGACUACGAGAAGAAGCCAAAUGUGUUCAAACUUAAAACUGCAGACUGGAGGGUCUUGCUUUUUCAAACCCAGAGUCCAGAGGAAAUGCAAGGGUGGAUAAACAAAAUUAAUUGUGUCGCAGCUGUAUUUUCUGCCCCACCAUUUCCAGCAGCCAUUGGCUCACAGAAGAAGUUCAGCCGACCACUUCUGCCUGCCACUACAACAAAAUUGUCUCAGGAGGAACAGCUAAAGUCUCACGAAAGCAAGCUGAAACAGAUCACCACCGAGCUGGCUGAGCACCGUUCGUACCCUCCUGACAAGAAGGUCAAAUCCAAGGAUGUCGAUGAGUACAAGCUGAAAGACCACUAUCUGGAGUUUGAGAAAACCCGUUAUGAAAUUUAUGUCAACAUUCUGAAGGAAGGAGGCAAGCAGCUCCUGAGUCACGACGAAAGUGAGGCCGCAGGACUGAAGAAGUCACAUUCGAGUCCUUCGCUGAACCCAGAUACAUCGCCCAUCACCGCCAAGGUCAAGCGUAACGUGUCAGAGAGGAAGGAUCACCGACCUGAAACACCAAGCAUUAAGCAAAAAGUUACUUAGAAUCCAUCUGCGGCCAGGAUGCUGGUCAUUGAGCAAAAUAGGGUUUUUCAAGAUCUUUCUGGUAAUCCGUGAAUAUAUUUAAAAAACAAAAGUCUGUGACAAAAAUGGUGCAUUAGUAAUUUUUUCUAUUGUAUACUUUUGUUAGUUUCUGUACAGAUUGUCUUUGCUCUUGAUUUCUUUGCUUUGAUGAUUUCUGCAACUUGAUAACUAAUGCACCUUUUUUUGUGAGGAGGAGGGAUUUCAGAGUGAAUUAUGUAUCCCUUCUCCUUUGGUUUUCUCUUGUUUGCACUCUGCUCAGUUGUUUUAUGUACUCUCAAAUCAACGUUAAACUUUUUUUUUAAGGUUUAAAAACUUUAAUCCAUUGUGAAACACUUAACUGGACAAACUGUAGUUUAGUCAAUUCUAGCCAGAGUUAGCAUAAGCCUUUAUAUGUGAAAUCUCGCCCAGUCACGGAGGUAGAAUUGAGCACCCACAGACGCUCAAGCAAGACUCACAGGGCUAGAAAUCCAGAUGCUCCCGUGGGAUGCAGCUCCGCGUGCAUCCUAGAGCUUGCUGAGUUUUGACCCUGCUGGAAGCAGGGAAGGGGGCAUGAGGACCGCAGUGCUGGAGAACUUAGGGACGCACAUUAGCUUGCUUGCAGUGUCGAUUCCAUUUCAGCCAAGCAAGGGAAAGAGGAAGUGGAGGCGUUUUGCCGUUGAGGGCUGAGGAAAGACUGAUACCCAGUUACUUUUGUUUUCUUAAGGAUGGUGGCAAGAAUUGGCUCUCGGGGAGCUGCCACAGUAGGCGUGUGUUUGGUCUGCAGGAAAUUGUUACCUCACUCCCGCAGGAUCUAGAUUAGAAAUCCAGAAUCAUCUCCAUCAUUGGUACCCUUCCAUCCAGGCAUAGAUUCUUUGUUACUCUGCAUAUAUAUGUAUGUGUUUUAUGUUUGUGGGCAUUGGGUUAUGUUCUUAUUGUGAUAUUGGGGUCUUUCGUCCUAACGAAAUAAUCAGAAAAAUGGAACCCCUUUGUCCUUUCCUUAAGUCAAGAUUAAAUAAGGGAGGAAAAAGUACCUGCAGUUGUCCACAAUGGAUAUUGAUUCUUUAAAAUAAAUCUGAAAGGAAUAGUCUGAAUGAGUUAUGGCUGGAAAAAUGAGGGAGGGAUCUGCUGGUUUCAUAUCCAAAGUGGCUCCGUUUAUUCUUGUCUCGGUCUCUUUGAUGGCCACUUCACUCUGCUACUACUGGACUUUCUCCUAAAAAUACCUUCUCUAUUUUAACUCAUUUCUUUCUGUCUACUCAAAAUAGUUCUAUUAGCCUUAUAGCCAUGAGCUUGUUCCAGUUACAGCCCCUUUGAAAACCAGGGUGAAAGACAGAACAUUCUCUGAUAGAGGAAGAGAAAGGAGAGAAAGUUUAGCCCAUUCUGACUUAGACCUUUUUGAUUUCCUAACCUUGAAAGUCUGUGAUCCCUGACACUGUAAUCUUUACAAAUUUGUGCAGCUUCAGAACUAAUAGAAUCACUUUUAUUAUUCUCUUUCCUCCCAUAGAAACGUUCUCUAGUUCUACUCAAUAUGUUAGUUGAAGGUACUAUGACCAAAGAUUAGCUGCUCUCUAUGAAUAGCAGGGUUCCAGUGAAUUUGAGAAAACCUGCUAUAAAACCACGGUAGUUUCUAAGUGGUAUAUUAUUAUGAUAUACCAGCAUUUAUUUACAGGAUUAUUUAUUAAAGUUUGCUUUCUUCACCUAUAAAAAUAUUUAUAUUUGCUGAUGUCCAGAGCAGAAGGGUAACCUUAGUUACCCUCUCUAAGGUUGUAGUUGCCAGCUUUGUGAUAAGUAUUUUGCCACAUCUUUGAGAAACUCACUCUAACUCUCUGUCUUGGUUAGGUAAAGACAGUGACUAAAUUUACAUUUCAGAUCUGCUAAGCAGGGUAGGUACCAACAUGGCCCAUGUACCUGAUUUUUGUAACUUCUUACUGAAUCCAAGAUUUCCACAAGCAAGUUAUCCUUCUUCCUGAUAACCUUAAAUUGUCAGCAUUUUUUUCGGGCCUAAAUAUUUAUAUUAAGCAGAGGGGAGAGAGGUACCUAGAUCAUGUUAUCUAUGAGCUUCAAUAUUGAAGAAAAAUUAACUUCCCUAACUGGCUUGAAUGUGUUUGCCCACAGUGUAUGUCAAUGUAUAUAGAAUGUCUGUGUGUGUUUUACUUAUGGUAUUUAAUGUACAUUGAAUGGUACCUUGCUACAGUAUUUCUGGCAUUUAGGUUAGUCUUGAAAUACUCAGCUAGCAUCAGCACCACUACAGCACUGUUCCUGUCACAUGACUCACUAAUGUUAACUCCAGAGACUUCUGGAUAUGCUAGCAGUCGUCAGAUAAGAAGGUCUCUUUUGAUACUGAGGUAUACCAUGUUUGCAUAGUUUAUCUUUAAAAACAACUUUUAAGGUUCUUUGUGAGCCAGGAUCUCAGAUUGCCCUAGCAUGAUGCCUGUCCAUUAUUAGAAGAUGGGCUGAGAACCUCUUUCUUAAGGCCUCUGGGAGGUUGCUGUAUGUCAGUGCAUGUAACAGGCCAAAAGUUUAUCACAUGAGGGAAAAUAGUACCUGAUUUAACUAGAUUCUGAGAGUCUGGCUCAUAGCCAAGCACAAUUGUGUUUGUGAUAAUUUCUUCCCUCUGGAAUCUAGUCAGAAGAAAAUGAAGAGGUUUCCUCUCAUAGCUACUCUAAGCCCAACUCACGGUACAGGAGAGCAUCCCUUCUCCUUUCCUCUGAAGGUACUCCACCCCACCUCCAUCCCCCACUGCCCUUCCUCACCCCCAGCUCAGUGCCCAGGAGCCUUGGGAUUUCUCUCCGUGUGAUGAAUCAUCAUUGCUCUUCACAUAAAUACACUUAUAUUAAUUUUUAGUAUAGAAAAAUCUUGAUAGCCAUCAAAAUACUUCAGUCAUAGUCUUGCUGCAAAAUGACCAUAGGAGUGGCCUGUGUAAAACCUGAGUCUGGGGGGGUUUGUUCCCACCUCACAUGCUGGCUUUUCCAGGAAGGUAUCAGGGGUUCCUUGUUAGCAAUCAGAACUUAAUUACUAGCAUACAGAGUCCAUUUCUUAUUACCAGAUCAUAGAUAUUUCUGAGGUGCACUUUUUAAAAACACCAUUUUGCUAAUUCUUAGCAAAGUCUAAUUAGAUCAAGCCAUGCUUUUGUGCAUUUUAAUUAUUCUCAGUAAAAACCAACAUGUGGGAGAGUCCUCUGAUAGAAAUGUAGUUCCUGGAUUAUGUGCAACCUUUUUUAUCGCUCUUAGGCAAAGAGGAAAGAAAGCAUUUGCUUAUACAGUGGUCUUGUGCCAAACACAAGACCCUCUAUGCUUCUCCAGCUGUUAUUCUAAUCCAGAAGAUGAGGACUGGUUCCUAGGUGGAAGUGGCAUGAGGGAAUUAACUCUAGAAGAGGAAAAUCUUGCUGGCUUUCCAAGGUCAAGCUAGGUUUAUAUUUCACCCUGUGGCCAAACCACAGAACUUCUGAGGUUGGGGAAGAACUGAUAUAACCAACAGGGAAACAGGCCCUUUGCCGCCUAAGCACAAAGUUACACAGAGCUCUCUGCUGUCCUUUGCCUUUUGUUCCCUCUAUCCUGUGAAGAUCCCAGGUAGAUGCUCUUAGGUAAGGCAGGGCCUGCACCUCCACUCUGUCUCUUCCCCUAAUUAUUGACAAUUGGAAGAAAAUUGACCUUAAAGAAGCUUCUCUAUUGUCUUUCCUUCAAGACCUUCUUGGGCUUACUGAAUUGUCCUUGGAAUUUUAAUUCCUUUGGCAUUUUUCUGUAGUCAUCAGUUAAGCUUAUUUCAGCCUGAAUUCACAGGAAGUUUCUCAGCCUUGUAGGUCCAAAUCUCUGAAGUUUCGCUCUUGUGGGCUCGGUCAAGUUUUCAGCAGGUUGGUAGCCACCUCUCUUAACGUCAGCAAUGAAUUAUCCCUUCAAUUAAAUGACUGAAUGUAUUUCCGUUGUCAAACUAGCAUUGUAAAAGGAAGAACCAAAGUGGCAUCCUAGGACUUGUUAAAAGGUGGAGUCUAGCUUAUGAGUAAUAGUGUGACUUGGGGCUUGAAUGGUGUCUGCUUUUGCUUCAAGGCAUCUAAGUUACUCUGACAGAAAAAGAUCGGUCAGCUUUGCAGGCAGCUGAACCUCUGGUCCUUCCAUCUCGCUCCAUAGCUUUCUGACUGUCUUUUCUCCCAGGCCAAGCUACUGGCUUGUCCCAAGUCGGCAGAUCUCUUUCCACCAGUCUUUUGACAUCUUACAGCAUCAAGACAUCCAGAGGACUUGAGAUCAUCACACAAUAAUACCAUGGUAGGUAAUUGGUAGCAAUAGAGAGGUGCUUUGUCACUCCUUCCCCUUUCGGAUUCUUUUUUCCAUCUCUCACCCCUGAAAGGAGGACGGAAGUUCAAAGUCUUUCUCCUUUUGGACCUACCGUAACCAAAACCCAAGUGGGCAACCUUCUGCUUAGGACAAUAAUUGGCCCGUUGCAUGCAGAAAGAAUGUCUUCAUAGAGAGAAUCUCAGUAAAUACUUGAAUCUGCAUGAAAGUUUGACUUGAAUGCAACAGCAAGAAAAUUCUGCAAGUUAAGCAAUUGUAUAUAUACAAUAGUUUUCCUUAAGUCUCUUUGGUUCGUCCUUUGUAGUUUAUGUGUGUAUCUGUAGUCUUGCAGGCUUUUAAAGAAUAUUCGUACAGGUAGUAUGUCAGACGUCAAAGAAAAUGCUUUCUGUCAUUUGCCAAUGUUGUAUUUGUGGGUAUUUAUAGUUGUGUGUAUGUAUGUGCAUCAAUGUGUAAAUUGUGUAUCAGUAUGUGGUAUAUGUACAUCAAAAUUAUUUUUGUCCUUAAUAAGCGAUGUAAUAUGAAAAGCAAGUAAAAACCUCAUAGGAUUGAUUAUAUAAUGAAGUUGUUGAGAGUAUAUAUAGUGGUAUUGUUUUAUUAAACUUAAAUUCAUAUGAUAUUUUGAUUAAAUUUUUUUAAAUAAGACUUUAUGCUAGAUAUUCCGUCUUUGAGCUUUGAAUCACCAGGGCAAAAAUGACUUUGGACUAACCUUGUGAAUCUAUUGCAGUGUACUGUGUGCAAUACCAAGGGGAUAGCUCCUUGGAAUUUGGGAAAUACAGAAAGAAAAGGAAAAAAAAAAAGGCAACCUGUGCAGUCUUAGCAACUUUAGUAUUAAGAGCACUUAAACAUAAAGUCAAACGGACAGUUUUGGGCUUAUUACAAAAUGUGAUGCUUUAAAGCACACGUUCUUUAUUGUUGUAAUUAGUCCAGAAGAAUAUAGCUUUCAGAAGAAUUCAGUACCCACCCUAUCAUUUAUGUAUCUGUGUAUAUUUUACAGGAGAUCAAACCACUCUCCUGGUGCCGUAUCCUUACUUUGAAGAACUAUGGAGCACUAAAGUUUAUCAGGGCAUCCCAAGAUUGGGUACUGUAUUCUAGGUUUGCAGUUGCACAAAUUAGCAUCUAGUGUCACAGGUAUAAGAAUUUUAGGACCAGGUUUAAACUUUAUUUAAAUAUUUUUAUACUUAGGUCUCUUUUUCCUGCCUCUCCCCAAAGAAGAGCCACUGGCCUUAGUUGUUUGAGCUUACUGCUUAUAUUAUAGAGUGUAAAUAGAUAACUAGAGACUACAAUUUUAUUAACCAGCAUGUUUGGUGUAUUUAAAUCAGUGACUGAGUGUGUUUGAGUGAGUGGUUGAGUGCAGUGUCUUUUGUUUAAUCACACUGCCUCGUGUCUUUGUAUCUGAUUCAGAGAAUGGGAAUUGUGGGGUGGGAGACUAAUCUUCAGCUCCAGGCUGCAGUAGCGUGUUAGUAGUUACACUUGAGUUUUUGUUUUUAAUUAACUCUUCAGUCUCGAGCUAUUUUUGCAAAUAUAUCAUUUUUCUUCAUUUGUUCUUGACGUGCAGUGGACUGGCUCUGUGACUGAUCAGCAGGGUCUUAGUUUUGCAAGAGUAUUUCCUUUUGAGAAUUGCUGUGAUUCACAAAAACAGCCAUUUGAUUCAGAAAUCAUAUAGAAGAGGAGUAAGUGAAAUAAAAGUUUCCUUUUUGGGCCUUAAUCAUUUGAAAUAUUUGGACUUUAAUAUAAAGCCAUGGAUGUUAUAAAGCCAAGUAGCCAUUUGACAUGGAUAGUAAUAUCCACUCUAUAGAGAAUAUAUAUGCACAUUGAUUCUUUAAUGCCAUUAAGAUACUUUUUUUUAAACUAUAGGAACAAGAGUAAUUAGACCAAAUUAAAGUUGGAGGGACAGUAAACCAGUUGCUUUUCAUUUAGGGUAGCCAUGCAUGUAGUCAGUCCUCUGUUCCUGAGAUUCAGAAACCGGUUUACUGUCCCCUUAGGUACAGAAGGGGAAAAGUUGACAUGUCUGGGAUCUCUGCCAUGUGUAUACACGCUUGCACACAUGCACACACAGCGAAUGUCUUAAGGUAUCCAAACAUAAGAGGUAACAUGCAGAGGUCCAGAGUAUUCUAAAGAGGUGAUAAACAAAGGGGGUGGAAACUGCAUCAUGGGUGUUUCCCAAGGGCCAGGGUGGAAUUUGAGCUCCGGCGUCUGACUUUGAGAUACAUUGCAUUUGUAAUGACUAAGUGAAGGUAUACAUCCCACAUUCUUUCUAGUGGACCACCAUAUUGAAGGCUUUCUUGUGAUUCAUAAGGGGCAGCUUGCCAGCGUCCCUCGGUGACCUGGGCUGAUAUUCCAGAAAGCCGGUGUGCACCAUUGUGCCGGGUGGCAGAAAACUGCUUGCUCUGCAGAUCAUUCCUUUGGGAAAGCCGUGCAGCUGGUGGAGCUAUGAGGCACUUACUCUGGGAACACUGAUGCGGAUCGUCCACAUUCCCCUCCGAGCUGUGCUGAAAAGAGAGCGCCAGUGGAACGUGCUGAGCAGUUGAGCACUUUUCCAUCACCAGCGACUGGAAGCGUGGAAAUGGGAAGGAACCUACUAGCUAAGAUGCAUUUCCCUUUGCAGGGCAGAGAGCUGAGCUCUUACUAACAGUGUUAUAAAAAUAAGCACCUUAACUUCAAUUCCUGAAAAUAUUGGUUCAUGGAGAGAAUUUUGAAGUUUCCCCUAGUAUUUCCCCAUCGGUCCAUAUAAACAAGUCUUCAGAUACUCCUAAGGGAGUCCCAGCUCAAGGCUUGAUUCAGGACCGCAUUGCAGUCUGAAGCUUCUGCUCUGAGCCCUGAGUCCCAGGCCCCGCAGAGGGUGAUGAUGAGUCCUCUCUGCACAGAGGAGCUUCUUCCCGGCCUUCCACUCCCCUUGGCCUUCUGCUGAGCCGCAAACCAUCCUGGGUUUCAAAUGCCGCUUCCCCGGCUUUAGGCAUCCAGGUGUCCCGAUGCAUUCACCCUGCUGAGGCAAGAUGUCCCCUCUGACAGUGGCUGAGUCACUGAGGGUGGCACAUGACAAAUGUCACGAAAAGUUCUCUGAAGCUAAGGCCGUGUAUUUUGCGUUUGUAAGAAGCACAGUGGCACAUUGCACCCUGACCAGGGAUGGAUGAUAUCUUUGCCUUUGCACCCAGUUUCUGGAAGCGGAUAGCAUCUCAUUGCCAUGAGAAAGGGUCAAGGAACUCUACUACCUGCUUAGCAGUUUUGCUUAGUCCCUAUAAGAGCUGUUGGGUGAAGGUCCACAGGCCUCCCUGCAGCCUCUUCUGUCUCAAGUUUUUGGAACCCGUUUCUAGGACAGAAAUUCACACAAGUGGGGAGUCCAUAUUGUCAGCCUUGAUUACCGAAGGACAGGCAGAAGGGCGGUAAUGUGUAUCUUUUAGUAUAAGGCAAGCUUUUAACUUUUCCAACCUAUUAUCUGAGUUAUAUUCACUUUGGUUCAAACUAAUUGACAUUGUGGAACAUUUCUUUACCUUCAAAGUUUUCUCCACCAGCCAUUUCAGUUUCAUUGCAGUCCUGGUGCCAUAUGUCCCCUGCAAAUUGUGAAAGUAAUUAGUGACAAAGUAGCAGCCUGCUCCUUUUCAGUGGCCAAACUAUCCGCAUUAACAGACUUGGGUAAGCUAGUGGUACCAUGUCAUGUACUGGAAACCUGUUCCUCAUUACCACCCACCAGAUUCAAGAAAUGCCAUCUUCUAGAAAAUCAUGGCAUUUAUGGUGGUCAUCUUUUGAACGGAACAGUAGUUUGUAUGGAUAUUGUGAAAAUGUUUAAAGAAUAUUUUGAAAAUUAAGUUUACAUUUUACAAUUGCUUUAUUUUUUAUUAAAUUAGUUGUAUAUAAAUAUUACCCUAUUUCACUGUUGUUAAAGUAAUCCUAAACCUUGUAGACGAGUGUCACCUGAUAUGUAUAGAAGCUGUGAUAUAUAUAGUACAUUUAUUGUGUAAAUGUUUAUGAAUAUAACUGUUCCUGUGUUUUUAUAAGUUGGGAGUAUUUUGUUGUUUUACAACAACAAAAUUUAUUGCAUUUAAAUGGUUUUUAUGUAAUAGAAAUCAUGCAAAAUAGUGAAGGAUUUAAAAUAUGUAUAUGACAUAUGUAAAUGUACAAACUUUAGAAAGAAAUAAAUCCAACAAAUUUCAAUCA
Messenger RNA from Carlito syrichta (Philippine tarsier), 10035 nucleotides. RefSeq names its product PH and SEC7 domain-containing protein 3. Gene Ontology annotation, molecular function: protein binding; phospholipid binding; guanyl-nucleotide exchange factor activity. The transcript is spliced from 13 exons. Bases 41 to 1582 code for a protein of 513 amino acids. The record is from RefSeq and is a predicted model, not a curated record. Lineage: Eukaryota; Metazoa; Chordata; Mammalia; Primates; Tarsiidae. Gene Ontology annotation, biological process: regulation of ARF protein signal transduction.